UACAGUCAAUGGCGGAACCAAAACAAGAGAAGCCAAGGGGAUUACGACUCGUUGCCACUACUAUUUUAACUUUGAUGGCGAAACAUCCUGAGUUAUGUUUCGGAAUUUUUGUGAUAAUCACAUCCAUAAUUUCUAAUUACAGUUCAAGUGUCCUUGAAAAAAAUGUAUUGCAUCCCCCCAAACACCCCAAACCAUUUUUCCCUCCCGGGUCGUCAGUUUUGGAUUACCCCUGGGGUGACUUAAUGCCGGUGGCAGACCUUUUGAUAAAGAAGGAACUACUUGUUGUCCUGUAUUAUGCCCCUUGGUGUGAUGAGUCGAUGCGAACAAGAGCAGAGUACUCAAAAGCAGCAAGGUUCCUGCAGGAUAAAGUACCAUUUGUAGCUAUCAACUGUUGGUGGCCUCAGGGGGCAUGCAAGACCAACUACAAGUUCCACAGAUAUCCUGAGAUCUUUGUUUAUCAUACCACCAUUGAUGGAAUUCGUUACACAGGUCCUAUAUUAGCGGAAUACAUUAUCCGGUUUGUGGAAGAUCUGAUGUAUCCCCUGACCUUUCUGUACUCAGAAGAUAUGAUUCUGAAUUUUGUUUCAAAACAAGAUAAUUCCCUCAUUGGAUUUUUUGAAUUCAAUUCCUCACCACAACCACCAGGAUUUAUACAGUUUUACUACGCAGCAAUCAGAUUGCUGGAAAAAAACCCACUCCAGCCAAUCAGAUGUGGUGUUAUAACCCAGCGGUUCUUGGCUGAUGAGCUGGGUUUGAAAGAUACAGGGGAGAUAAUUAUGAUUAGAACCUUUAAUGAAUCACUUCUGUAUCCCAGGACCAGUAAUCUAACCAGUACCAAUAUAUGGAAGUGGGCGCUUCUUCACAAAGAACAGCCUAUAGUCCAGUGGCUGAAUUUGCCUGGACACAAAAGUCUGGAACUGUCCACUGCCAUCGAUAAGGGGCCAGCAUUACUGGUGUUUGCUCCUGUUAAUCAUGUGCACACUACCAACUACUACAUGAAUAUGGUGAGAGAAGUAGGCCUGCUGUACCAUUAUUGUCAUGAGGUACCCUACCUGGAGUUCUUCUUAAGACAGAGCAUGAGGGACAGAGCCCAUGUUUUCCAGAGUUACGCAGACCAACUGAACCUGUGUAAAAACUUCUACGACGUUCAGGAAAAGCAGUUUUCUUAUCCCGACAGAAACUGCUGUGUGUCGCUUGUAGGUGCCGACAACAACCUACACAAUUCCAAGAAAAUCUGUGAUUUCUGUCGAUACAUGGAGAAGAAAUUGACUCCCGCUUCACCCCAGUCUUGUAACCUGGGGCCAUCUUUGUUGUUUGCAGAGGAAGCAGUGUUUGGGAGCCACAUUCAGGCUCCAUUCUGUUUAGACGCUUUAGAAAAUUAUAAUACCAAUGAGUACAGGACGUUGUGUUGCAGAGAAUGCAAAAUAGAUAUUUCUUAUAAAUCUUGUGCUUCCAUUUCUUCAAGAAGGAGCAAUGACAAUUUUGUUCGCCAAAGUAGCUCCUCGCUGAAGAAAAAUAUAUGUGGGAAAUUGACGCUUCAAAAAACUCAGAAUCUAUUAAAACCAAGUCAGUUUAUUCGAGACUUUGAGGCCAGUUUUAUCCCCGUGAACUUUACGGGUUCUGCUUGCAGGACAAACAGAACCAUUAGUCUAUUUUUCCUAGAUACUUCAUUAAAUACAGCUUUACUAAAGAGACUUAAUGUUCUCAGAUCUGUUAAUAUACAGAAGCCUUUUGUGAUAAUUAUAGAUAAAAAGAAUGAAGCAAAUUAUAUUCUCAGGGAGUCUUUCUCUAGAAAAAACCUAGCAAAUUUUAUACAGAAUUAUACAGAAAGUGCAUUAGAGCGCCACCUGCGUUCAGAAAGUCCCAAGCAGCGCUGUGAUACGAGGUCACAUGACGCUAUCUGUGUACAGGAAGUUACUUCCCAGACAUUCCAUUCUGUCAUCAUGCAGAAAGAAAAAGAUGUAGUAUUACUUAUCACAGCUAAGUGGUGUGGAUUUUGUAUCAGUUUUUCACACAUUUACCUCCAGUUAGCAAAAUAUUUCUCCUCAGCCAAAGAUCUCCUGUUUGCAAGAAUCGAUGCAGAUAAGAACGAUCUCAGGUGGGAGUUUACCUUGGAUUCGUAUCCCACAAUUCUCUUCUUCCCUGCACACAGGAAGGAGGACAGUGUGAUAUUUCCAUCCAGUGUCUCUAAGACAUUUCCCAACCUGAUCAAGUUCAUUUUAUCUCAUGCCACCAGUGAAGUCAAAACAGACACAGUGGUGGACCUCUGCAGCAGAAAAUGUGUCAAUCACAACAGGAGGCGGGUUGUACUUGUCAUGACGCACCUCAGAGCGAGGUACCGCAAUAUCAAAAGGAGGUUCAACCACCUGCUCCAGAGGAGAGCCCAGGGGAGGGGGGUGACAGAGGGGGCCCUGAGGUCUCUGUGGGUGAGGUACAGGGCGGUACAGAGGAAGGUCUGGAAAGCUAGUCUUCUUCAGAAACUGUUGUUUUCUCACACACAUGAGAAGCUGUCUCAGUCAGUGCUGAAGAAACAUUUUGUAGACAUUCUGAAAGACAGGGACUUGAAGCAAGAUCCACGAGUAAAACAUGAUGAGUUAUGAUUGUAAUGUUCUUAUAGGUAUAUGGUUUUUGUCAGUUGAUUAUCUGGUAUCUUUUAAUUUCUACAAAUACAUCCACAAUUUGCAAGAUUUUUUUAAAAUGCUAUUGAUUUUGAAUGUAUUUACAAACUGUCAGUAGGCCUAGGAUAAGAAAAACUAAAUCCAUAUUUUUUAGUAGGUCAAUUCAAACACAAGAAAAAAAAUUUUGUUCACAACUCGCAAUAAAGUGUGUGCACUGUAGCCAUAUUUUCCUUUCAUUAAGAAAGAGCAGACAUUGCUCAUGGUGUAAAGGAAGGUUGGAUUUUAGCAAAUAAACUAUUACAAUCUUUGUUAAUUUAAAAAUAUUUUAUCUAUUUUUUUUAUGUGAGUAUGUUUUGAUAUACCUGUAUGUGUUUAUGAAUUAAUUUUGUUCAUUUUGUGUAAAUGCUGUUGACUUUGAAUAUUGUACAACAUACUGUAAGUGCUUGUAAUAUAUGUACCUAUGUAUUCAAAACAAAAGUGUCAUUUGCAGUGUGGCACUGAUAUUUAUAGACCAUAGUUUUCCAAAUCCAUAUAUUGCCAACAAAUUCUCUUUUUUGCACACAUUGGUGAUAUUGGGGGAACUAAUGUAAUGCCGCCUGCAUCACAUGAGAAACUUGGAAUAGGUUUCUUAAAUCAAAAACAAUGGGCAACACAUUUUGUAAGUAUUAUUCUACCAAUCAGGUUUCAGCAUCUGAAUUUUUGCCAAAAAAAUCUCCCAAAAAUAAUUUUUGGACCUGAGGUUAAUUUUCAAGUUUUUUGAGGAGGUUCGUUUUUCAAGUAACACAAUGUAUUGGUGAAAAAUGGAUGAUACAUGUUCAUUUACCUAUAUUCACACUUCAGACUUGGUUUGGAUGCUGAAUCUUACAUUCUACAGGUGUUGAAACAGAAAAAAAAAUAUUAGCAAGUCAAUUCCCAAGUAACUGAAUAUCUUACUCAGAUCAAACUUACACAAAUGUGCAUUAAAGAAUUCACACAAUCAUUCAUUGUGGGACUUUGCCAUACUUAAAGACAACAUCUUUCAAUUGGUUAGUUAUAAAUUUUAAUUUUGUACAACUUCUUUCUUUAUUUUGAUAUUGAAGGAAUUUGGUUUUCAAUCAAAAUUUAGAAUACUUAUUUUAAAGAAACAAGUUUAUUUACAAAGUAGUUGUCUGUAAUAUUAGCCAUAUUUUUAUAUUUUCAUUUUCAAUUGAACUAUUUAUUUUUCAUGCCAAAUUUCCCUCUAAAGCCAUAAAAUUUGCAACGAAUUUAAUUUUUGUGAGUACUAUAUGACAUGGACACACUAAAUUAAUGAAAAUAAGUCAAUAUAAGUGACCUUGCAUCAUUUCAUGUACUGUGGUCAUUUAGUCCAUACACUGAGGUCACAAAAGUAUCUAUCUCUAGAUAGCACAGUAGGCAUAUCUCAAAUUUUCAUAUUUUUUUCUUCUUUGAAGUGUUAUAUAGAGUUCUGUUUUCCUGUUGAAACCAAUUUUUCCUCUGACUAUAAAGUCAUACCCCCUCCCCCUAUGAAUGUGUAAAGUUCAAUUCAGUUUUGUUUUCUUACUUUUAUUUUUUUUUAAAUUUAUCUUGACUAAAAAUGAAAUUAAAGAAAAAUUGCCAAUAUAUAUCCAAAUCAUCAGAAUAUUGCUUCCCAAGCUUCUGUAUUUACUGCCAAAUAAUUAGUUGUUAAUCAAACAUGUAUAAAGCCAAACAAAUAUGUUGUUGAGUUUUUCUGUUAUGUAUAUAAACAUGUAGCCUGUUUGAUGUCUUGAAUAUCGUACUAUGUUAUUCCCAUGAUUUAUGUAUACCCAUUGGUGUUAUUAUAAGUUCUUGUGAUGCUUAUAUAAGUUCAGGUUGCACUAUUGCAAGUAAGAUUUGUUAUUAUGAAAGUCGUUAUCAAGUAUUGGUUUGUCAUCAAAUCAUAAUUAUUGUAAAAGAAUAUUUGGUUGAAAAAGAAAAAAUAAAGUUAUGGCAGUGUUACAAUGCAAUUCUGAAAAAUUAAGUAUUAGAACUGUAUCAGUGAAUCUUCCUUAUCAAUUGUAACAAUCAAAUCAUCUCUACAAAUUCUUUGUAAACUUUGGGUUUUUCUGAUUUCUUCAUAAUUUAGAAAUUGAUAAAGAAAUUACCAGAUAUACAUAUAUGAUGAAUGUGCAAACCAGAAAUGUAUGCAAAAUGAAUAUGUGAAGUAAAAUCUUUAAAUGGAGAGUAUAUAUUUAUUUUGAACGUAUAUCUGUUAGUAGGCUAGUCAUUCUGUUUUAUUACUUUCUGAUUAAAUUAAUAAUGGGUAAUAAUUAUUUUUGUUAGAUCAUCUAUUUGCUUUAAAAGAUGUUCAUUUUGCUUUUGAUUUACUGUAGAUUUUUAGUGCAAUAUUAUAAUCCAUUAAUUAACAUAUUUGAUCAAACAAGACCCCUUUCAUUUCAUAUUACAUUCUUAGAUAUUAAAUGUACAUGUAUAAUUAAUAUGUUUGAUUUUAUUUAUAAUAAUGCAGUAGAUAUUUCACAAUUUAUUUUAAAAAUGAUAAUCACUUGAAGAUGAUUGUUUUGAAAAAAAAUGUAACAUGGUAAUAUUUUUCUGUUAUAAGAUAUAUAUUAUUUAUGAUUUUUUUUAGUUUCAUUAACACAAAGUAGAAAAGGUGAUGGGUUUCAACCCAAUAUAAAAUUAAUUUUAUUGAGCUAAAAAAAUUGGUAAGACCUGCAAUGAACUCUUGAAUUUAUUUAAAUCAAGUUAAUUGAUGCAUUUGAAUGAAAUGUUAAUAAAUAUUGAAUCUAAA
This is a messenger RNA of Saccostrea cuccullata (small rock oyster), 5364 nucleotides long. RefSeq names its product thioredoxin domain-containing protein 11-like. The record is from RefSeq and is a predicted model, not a curated record. NCBI's taxonomy places the organism in Eukaryota, Metazoa, Mollusca, Bivalvia, Ostreida, Ostreidae. The transcript has 14 exons. Bases 9 to 2600 code for a protein of 863 amino acids.